Penaeus vannamei (Pacific white shrimp) is the source of this 2932-nucleotide messenger RNA. Lineage: Eukaryota; Metazoa; Arthropoda; Malacostraca; Decapoda; Penaeidae. The record is from RefSeq and is a predicted model, not a curated record.
AGUAUUCCUACAUCACGAGGAUCACCAUAGAAAACGCGGCGCUCGAGAGAAACAACACUGCCUUGGUGUGCACUGAUCAGGCAAACCCCGAGUUCUCUGUCACAAAGGAGAUUUACGUUAAGGCCAUGAAGGCGCCGACGUGGCGGGGCGGCCAGCCGCAGCUGCAGUCCUCUACAACCACCAGCAGAUGGAGAAACUGACGCUGCAGUGCCCGGCGGACGGCGCGCCCCCUCCGAAGUUCGUGUGGUUCAAGGAUGGCAAGCAGCUGCAGCCGAGCGGGGACAACUGGCACAUCAGCGGCCAUGAGCUGCACUUCCCGUACCUGCGGGCGAGCAACACCGGCGAAUACAAAUGCGUGGCGAGGAACCGCGCCGGCGCCCUCGAGGCCGAGACCUACGUCACGGUGAACGACGACACUCUCUUCGACUCCAAGACGAUGAUCAUCAUCGUGUCCAUCUCGAUAGUCGUCAUGGUCGUGAUCAUCAUCUUCUUCUGCGUCAGGAUCUAUACGGACAGGAAACGCGCGUACACUCUCCGUCUGGAGGACCAGCGAAUGUUCGUCACGGCGCGCCCCGAGAGAACCUCAACCCGGACCUCGGCCGACCAGCAGCGACCUGGCCGUACGACACCAAGUACGAGGUUCAGGGACUUUCAUCUUCGGAAACCUGCUUCCUGCGAUUUGUCCGCGGUUCCCUCGCCGCAGCCGCGCCUCCGGGCCGCGUCCGCAGCGCAGCUCACUGAUCCGUCUCCUGCAGAUAAGGUGCUGGGCUCGGGCGCCUUCGGCCGCGUGUACCGCGCCACGGCGAUCGGCCUGCGCCCCGGCCAGGCGCGCACCACGGUGGCCGUGAAGAUGAUGAAGUCGCGCACCGACUGCGUGCAGCUGAAGGCGCUGCGCUCGGAGGUCAAGAUCAUGAUCCACAUCGGGCGCCACGUGAACAUCGUCAACCUGCUGGGCGCCUGCUCCAAGGACUUCGCCUCCAAAGGCGAGCUCCUGCUCCUCGUGGAGUACUGCAAGCACGGGAACAUCCUGGACUACAUGCGGCGGCAUCGCAAGGAGUUCGUCGACCAGAUCAACGAGAAGGACAAGAUCGACCCUUCCAUCACCGACAACGCAGCGCAGCAGCGCUCCGGCUCCAGGGUCCCGUGGCCUCAACCGCCCACCUCCCCCGACGCCGUCUCCUACAGCGUGGGCGCCGCCUCGGACGGCAGCCACUCCGCCCACGCCGUCUGGGCCGCCGGCGACCACGACCCCCACAACGGGUCCCUCGGGCGUCGCUCGUUCCGUGCCAGGACGCUCUCGGCCUCGUCGGCGACGCACCACGUGGCGUCGGACAUGAGCACGCUCUCCUACGAGAGUAGUAACGGGGCGUGCGAGGACUACGUGCCGUCCAACGGGCUGGGGGCACCGGAGGUGAUCUUCUGCUCGAAGACGCUCCUGCAGUGGGCCUACCAGAUCGCCAAGGGCAUGGAGUACCUCGCCUUCAAGAAGGUCCUGCACGGCGACCUGGCCGCCAGGAACAUCCUCUUGGCCGAAGACAACAUCGUCAAGAUCAGCGACUUCGGUUUGGCCAAAGACAUCUACAAGAACGACAAUUACCGCAAGAAGAGCAACGACCCGGUGCCGGUGAAGUGGAUGGCCUUGGAGUGCCUUCGCGACGGCGUGUUCUCGACGCAGAGCGACAUCUGGUCCUACGGCGUGGUCCUUUGGGAGAUCUUCAGCCUGGGACAGAAUCCGUACUCGGGCGUCGAGUUCGACGAGAAGUUCAUCACUAAGCUGGAGAAGGGCGUUCGCCUCGAACAGCCCAGGUUCUCCACCUACGAAAUGCACUGCGUCAUGAAUGAUUGCUGGGCAGGAAACCCCCUGGAUAGACCUUCGUUCUCGGAUCUGGAGACACGGCUCGGCGAGAUGAUCGGCGAGGCUGAGAGACAGUACUACCUGGAGCUGAACCAGCCCUACCAGGUGGACAACACCGACAGCACCUUCCUGAGCCAAAUGCAGAGCCCCGACUACUCCCUCAAGGUCCGCGAGGGCAGCCCGACCGUCGACCACCAGGGCUACGAAGUGCCCUUUAGCCCCAGCCCGUGCGGCGCCGUUCCCCUGCCCUUCGACAAGCCCCUCACCCCUCGCCACACGGCGCUUCAGAUGAGCUACCUCCAGAGUGUCCAAGGCCUUGAGGAUCCCUCUGCCAACUACAUGGCCAUGUCCACUCCGGGCCACAAGGAACAGGUCGCCUUCGACUUCGACAGUGACACGGUCAGGUGCAUAACCAAGCGCGACAGCGAGGCCCUGCAGGAGGACUACGGCUUCGGCGAGGGCGGCGUCGACGGCCACAGCGAGGUGAACUACCUGUCUAUGGACUCGUCCAAGCCCAGCUCGCCGUCGGAGGAGGAGCGCCUCCUGAAUCCCAACGUUUCCCUUCGACCGAAGAUGGUCCGACAGGCCUCGGAGAUGGAGAAGCACGACAGCGGCCUCUACAGCCCGACGGCCAUGCAGAACAACCCCAGCUACAUGAUGAUGAACAGCUUCCUGAAGACGGACGAGAACAACUACCUCAGCCGAGAGGACGCCUGCGACCUCUCGAAGGACUGCCCCGAGUACAUCAACUACUCCGGCGUCAAGAAGGUCAAGCCGCUGCCGAGGGAGUACCCGAAGGAAGGGAGCUCGGAGGUCGAGUACACCAACCUGCUCGGCGGCGACGCCCGAGGGAGGACCGUCUCGGAGGCUUCCAGCGGCCUCGGCUCCAUCUCGGAGGAGAGCCCGCCCGAGUCCAGGGGCAAUCACGUGAUCAGGGAGGCCAUCCUGGAGGAGCCGAUUGCUGCCUGAGUGCCGCAGGCCGGGAUCUCUCUCGCUCUCACCGUGUAUGUGUGUGUGUACUUGUAUAUAUAUGUAUGAAUGUGUGUGUGUGUGUGUGUGUAUAUAUAUAUAUAUAUA